AUGCUUGUCCACUUGGAAGAGCGGGCGGGUGCUGAGACGGGCGCAAGAGCGCUGAGUGAGAGGCGCCUUCCUCCAAGAGCGCAGCGCUCAAAAGUCGGUCUUCAGCAGUCCAUGCGCGAUAUAUAUGUAUAUAUAUGGUGUGUGGAUGGAUCUAAAUCUUUUUGA
This is a messenger RNA of Plenodomus lingam JN3, 165 nucleotides long. The record is from RefSeq and is a predicted model, not a curated record. NCBI's taxonomy places the organism in Eukaryota, Fungi, Ascomycota, Dothideomycetes, Pleosporales, Leptosphaeriaceae.